AUGCUGGAGUGCCAAGAAGGCCCAGGGCCCCCACAGCCACACAAGAAGGCCCAGGGCCCCCCACAGCCACACAAGAAGGCCCAGGGGCCCCUCACAGCCACACAAGAAGGCCCAGGGCCCCCACAGCCUCACAAGAAGGUCCAGGGUCCCCCACAGCCUCACAAGAAGGUCCAGGGCCCCCCACAGCCUCACAAGAAGGCCCAGGGGCCCCCACAGCCACACAAGAAGGUCCAGGGCCCCCCACAGCCACACAAGAAGGUCCAGGGCCCCCCACAGCCUCACAAGAAGGCCCAGGGGCCCCCACAGCCACACAAGAAGGUCCAGGGCCCCCCACAGCCACACAAGAAGGCCCAGGGCCCCCCACAGCCUCACAAGAAGGCUCAGCCACACAAGAAGGCCCAGGGCCCCCCACAGCCUCACAAGAAGGUCCAGGGUCCCCCACAGCCUCACAAGAAGGUCCAGGGCCCCCCACAGCCUCACAAGAAGGCCCAGGGGCCCCCACAGCCACACAAGAAGGUCCAGGGCCCCCCACAGCCACACAAGAAGGUCCAGGGCCCCCCACAGCCUCACAAGAAGGUCCAGGGUCCCCCACAGCCUCACAAGAAGGUCCAGGGGCCCCCACAGCCACACAAGAAGAUCCAGGGCCCCCCACAGCCACACAAGAAGGUCCAGGCCCCCCCACAGCCUCACAAGAAGGCCCAGGGCCCCCCACAGCCUCACAAGAAGGUCCAGGGUCCCCCACAGCCUCACAAGAAGGUCCAGGGCCCCCCACAGCCUCACAAGAAGGCCCAGGGGCCCCCACAGCCACACAAGAAGGUCCAGGGCCCCCCACAGCCACACAAGAAGAAUAAAGAGAAAGUGGCGAUAAUAGAGCGUAAGGUAGAAGAAGUAGAAGAGCAUAAGGUAGAAGUAAAAGAGCAUAAGGUACAAGAAGUAGAAGAGCAUAAGGUAGAACAAGUAGAAGAGCAUAAGGUAGAACAAGUAGAAGAGCAUAAGGUAGAACAAGUAGAAGAGCAUAAGGUAGAACAUGUAGAAGAGCAUAGGGAAGAACAAGUAGAAGAGCAUAGGGAAGAACAAGUAGAAGAGCAACAAGUAGAAGAGCAUAAAGUAGAACAAGUAGAAGAUCGUAAGGUAGAACAAGUAGAAGAGCAUAAAGUAGAACAAGUAGAAGAUCGUAUGGUAGAACAAGUAGAAGAUCGUAAGGUAGAACAAGUAGAAGAGCGUAAGGUAGAACAAGUAGAAGAGCAUAAAGUAGAACAAGUAGAAGAGCAUAAGGUAGAACAAGUAGAAGAGCAUAAGGUAGAACAAGUAGAAGAGCAUAAGGUAGAACAAGUAGAAGAGCAUAAGGUAGAACAAGUAGAAGAGCAUAAGGUAGAACAAGUAGAAGAGCAUAAGGUAGAACAAGUAGAAGAGCAUAAGGUAGAACAUGUAGAAGAGCAUAAGGUAGAACAAGUAGAAGAGCAUAAGGUAGAACAAGUAGAAGAGCAUAAGGCGAAGGUAUGGAACCACAGCAAAGGUAUCACUUCUUCCAGGCGAAGUUAUGGAACCACACCAAAGGUAUUACUUCUUCCAGGCGAAGUUAGGGAACCACAGCGAAGGUAUUACUUCUUCCAGGCGAAGUUAUGGAACCACAGCAAAGGUAUUACUUCUUCCAGGCGAAGUUAUGGAACCACAGCAAAGGUCUUGGACCCUAAUCCCGGCAAGAUUAGCUGGGCGUCACCCCCAUUGCAUUUGUUUGUUGUUUUAUAUCUAAUCGUUGGGUCGAGUCUGUGUCGAUUGGACCUCGAUAAUCGGCACCGGGUGUGUGGUCUCGAUGUGGAUGAAUCCGGAUGA
Procambarus clarkii (red swamp crayfish) is the source of this 1833-nucleotide messenger RNA. The record is from RefSeq and is a predicted model, not a curated record. Lineage: Eukaryota; Metazoa; Arthropoda; Malacostraca; Decapoda; Cambaridae.